Messenger RNA from Naegleria lovaniensis, 2016 nucleotides. RefSeq lists its product as uncharacterized. The transcript is spliced from 3 exons. Gene Ontology annotation, cellular component: nucleus. The coding region runs from base 1 to 2016 and encodes 671 amino acids. NCBI's taxonomy places the organism in Eukaryota, Heterolobosea, Eutetramitea, Acrasida, Naegleriidae. The record is from RefSeq and is a predicted model, not a curated record. Gene Ontology annotation, molecular function: ATP binding; nucleic acid binding.
AUGAAGAAACAUUCGUUUGAUGAAAAUUCAUCAUUUCAACUACCAUUCCGAAAAUAUUCCAACAACAAUACCUAUGGAAAUAACAACAGAUAUAACAAUGAUGAACAAGAAUAUCAAGAAGAAAAUUAUUCCGAUCCAUCCAAACAGAAUUUUAACAAGCCUCAAUUUUCGGAGCCUAUCAAGAGUAGUGCAUCAUCAUCUUGGCUCGGACUCACUCGAGUGAAUAAGGUGGAUGAACGAUUUAGAACGAACCAAUCCAGAGAUUUAGCUUUGCAAUUUUUGGAAGACAAUGAUGAUGAUGAACAAAUUAUCACUCAAGACGAUGAGCAAGAAAAUGGAAAAAAACGAAAAUAUAGCAGCGAGGAAGAUGAAGAAUCUGAACAAGAGGAUACUCCUCCUCAACAAUUAUUCGAGGAUGAUGAAGAAUCUGAACACGGGGAUGAAGAACUCGACAUUUCGGAACGAACAAAUGAUGCCACCACAGCUGCAGUCAUUAACAUUUGGGCCAAGAAGCAAAAAAUUAACGAGUAUAAGGAUGUCAGAUUGGGAAACGUUUGGGUCAUGAGCAAUGCUCGAGUUUCUGUCGAUAAGGCAUCACUUUCGAAAAAUAUUACUGAUGCAUUGCAGAAUAGACCAAAUCCAAUUCAUGAAUUAUUUGCUGUCCAGAGAGCAGUGGUUCCAGUUCUAAUAGCUAUGAGCAAGAGUGGAACUCCUGGUGAUAUUUGUAUUGGCUCACCAACUGGUAGUGGUAAAACACUUGCAUAUGUUUUGCCCAUUGUUGAGGUUUUGUCCUCACUCAAGUUUACAAAACUGAGAGCCAUUGUUGUGACACCAACACAUCAAUUAGUUAAUCAAGUUGCUGCAGUGUUUAGGUCAUUUGAAGGUUGUACCUCUCUGAAAGUGAAAACUCUCAAUCCACACAAUAGAUUCGAGCUUGAACAAGGGGAAUUAAUCGAUCCUAACACAGGCGAUGCAAAAGUAGAUAUUGUUGUGGGACAACCUUAUCUUAUUUAUGAACAUAUCAAAAAGACGAAAGGAUUUAGCUUGGAAAAUUUGAGAUUCAUUGUAUAUGACGAAGUUGAUGCACUACUUUCCGAUGAGCACUCCUCAUUUGUAAAAGGAAUUUCUGACGCUUAUCAUAAUUGCGAUACUGUAAUCAAUCGACGAGCAAAAACUCAAAUUAUUCCAAACAUACCACUCCCGGUAGCUUAUUCUUUUGCAAGAACCAUUUGUUGUUCUGCAACUAUUACACCUCAUGCUGGUAAACUGGAUAUCAUCAAAUUAUUUAGACCUCAAUUUUUCACAUAUCUUGCACCUGCCAAAUUGCGGGCGUCAUUAGACAUUUCUAGUUCUCUUGAAGAUCCUUUGGUGGGAAAGAAAUAUUAUAUUCCAGAUACCCUAGCUCAAUUUAUUGUGAAAUAUGAAGCUGUUACUAAGCCACUGUAUUUAAUUGCUCUUCUACUGGACAACAAGUGUCGAAGUAAAAAGACGCUAGUUUUUUGCAAUGACGCUCCAACUGCAAUGCGAUUAAACAUGUUGUUAGAGACUGCAGUUAGCGAGGGAGCAUUUAAUUCGAAAGAUGCUUUUGGUAUUGCCCCUGAACUUAACACAAGGUUUUCCAGAUAUUAUAAUCCAAAAGAUAAAAAGUCAGCAAGCAUUCUUUCCCAAUUUAAGAAAGGAGCAUUUAAUGUCAUGAUCUGUACAGAUGUUAUUGGAAGAGGUUUUGAUAUUGAGGUCGAUUUUGUGAUCAAUUAUGACGCUCCCCUUACUUUAAAGACGUACGUGCACAGAAUUGGUAGAACUGCUAGAGCUGGAAAAGAAGGUACUUCUUUUACAUUCUUGACAGGUCCAGAAAUUGAGACCUAUAAAUCAAAGUUAAUGGCCCGAGCUGAGAUGAGCAAUUUAUUAGAAGAGUUUAUCAUUCCGCACAAACGAUUGAACAAAUUUGUAGAGCCAUUCAGAUUCCUUAUUGAUAAGUACAAGGAACGAGUGACAAAAUCAACAUUUCGAAAAUAA